Molecule: messenger RNA, 1914 nt
Organism: Meyerozyma guilliermondii ATCC 6260
Lineage: Eukaryota; Fungi; Ascomycota; Pichiomycetes; Serinales; Debaryomycetaceae
Product: Zn(II)2Cys6 transcription factor
Exons: 1
Coding region: 1-1914 (637 amino acids)
Biological process (GO): DNA-templated transcription; positive regulation of transcription by RNA polymerase II
Cellular component (GO): nucleus
Molecular function (GO): zinc ion binding; sequence-specific DNA binding; DNA-binding transcription factor activity, RNA polymerase II-specific
Source: RefSeq, a predicted model, not a curated record
AUGGCUAAGCGUUCCAGAGCCCCAAUUGCUUGCGAUAGGUGUCGAAGCAUGAAGGUCAAGUGUACGGGAGAGAUUCCUUGUGCUAGAUGCAAAAAGUUCAACAUUGCGUGCUCGUUUGCAGCCGAUGAACCGAAUUCUACAAUGGCACUACCCAAAAGAUUGGCAACUUCAAAACAGGAUACUAUCGUUCCUGAAGAGAAAAACACUUCUCUAAACGAAUACUUUUACCACAACAGCCAAUGGCGAAUGUACGGCAGAUGUCAGGCUGUUCUUCUACCUGAGCUUUGCAAUACCAGUGCAAAAGAGCAUUUUGAAGGACAAACUGUUCCUUUCAAGGCUCCAAGAAUUCAGUGCUAUGGAUGGAAUAUGUCUGGAGUGCACUAUCUCCAAAGGGAAGAAUUCCCCAAACCACCAGAUCACGACUUUACUGACACUCACGAACACUUGGUCAAGUAUUUCUUCGAGGAGAUAAACCCGCUAUUCAAUGUUCUUUCUCAUGAUUAUCAGACGCUUUUUAUAUCGAGUUUUGAUCGCUUUCUGCUGCCCAAAGGUCACACAGCGACGCAGAAGAAUAUUGCAAAUUUACACUCGAGUCUCUUGUACUUGGUGCUUGCCAUAUCGUUGAGAUUCACCGAAUUUCAAAAAUCAGACGGACCCCAAUUGGAAGCUUUGCGCUUGGAAACCGAAUGCUUCUCUUAUGCUCAUCAAGUCUUGCAGAUGAUAAGCUUUGAGUAUUUUGCUCUUGAAGCACUUCAAAGUUGGCUACUUGUGGUGUUAUACUUGCGGAUCACUUACAGCCAAAGGUCGCUCUUGCAUGCCCUAGACAGAGCUAAUUGCAUGGCACGAAACAUGGAGCUUCAUACGGUUCGUGCAACGAGAACUAAGGAACCACCCGUGAGGACAAAAGCACGAAUGGUUUUCUGGAGUCUUUAUUCCAUGGACCAAAUCUUUUCCAUUCAAAUUGGCCGACCUCCUUUUUGGAGAAACGACGAUAUCACGCUUCCAUUUCUAGAUCAAACUGAAGUUUCAAAGUUUGAUUUGCAGCCGGGAAAUGCAUACUAUGCUAUCCACAAACUUGCAAUUCUAGCUAAUCAAGUCCAAACGGUGAGGUCUAGUUCACUGGAAGAAAUCAGUAUUUUUCUGGUCGGUAAAAGUAUUGAAGAAUUGCACACAUGGCUACAAGAAUCUUUAAGUGGCUUGCUGCCCAUAAUCAAGGCACAAGUGCUAUUGCACUUUCAUGAUAUUCUUUUCUGCUUUCAUAGUCCGGUGCUAUUCAACUAUGUUGGAAAGUCUUAUUAUUGGGAUGGAUACAGCGUGGACAGAAUUCUUGCGGGAAUGGAGGAAGUGGUGGAUAUUUUCGUUAAGCUUCAGGUUAACAAUCUUUUGGUUAGACCUUGGUACCAUAACCUUGCCAUGUUGUUUUGUGCUGGUAGUUUUGCCUUGGCCAUAGUCAAUGGAGGCAAUCAAACAGUACGAGCAACAAAGAUAUUUAGGUCUUCUCUCGAUCUACUUCGUUUUCUAGGGUCGCUAAGAGUUUCUCAAGCACCAGAAAUUGUCCGCUUUCCUAUGGCAAACGAAUGUGUGUGGGCAUUAUCUCAAGGUAUUAACUGCCUCAAAGCUCGCUUCGAAAAAGAAUUAAAUGUUUUUCUGUCUAUUGAUGUUGAAAAACAUAGCGAUGAUGUCAAUAGUCACCGCUUUGGAAACAUAGGAGAAUACUUACAGCCUCGAGAAACUUCAAAUGGCGAGGUUAGUGAUGACAAAAAAGAUAUUGACAAUGGUAAUUCAGCACCCAUAAGUAGCCAAGAACGAGUCCAGGAUAUGUUUCUGAAUAUCACAGGAGCAAGCUGGAUGAAUGAGGAAAUCGGAAUGUUUUUUGAUGAUAUAUUUUCAGCUGACAACUUGGAUAUUAUAUGA